UCUAAUCUUUCUCACAUUCCCCAUAUUAUAUUAUACUUUUACCCACACCAUCCUCCGUUAUUUACAUAUUUGCCACUCCUCGACUUAUGUAAGCUUUUUUCCCGGUGACCGGCGUCAAUACAAGAGCCACCACCGCUUCUCCAAGACGGUUUAAAAACAAAUCGUUAAAACAAUGAAGAACGGUAACAAGAAAGCAACGCCGGAAACAGAGAAGUCUCACCGGAGAAAAAUCUCGGAUAAAGCGAUGUCGUUUCACGGAAGAGGAACGACGCCGCUAUCGAACCCGGGAGAGCUUCGGAGACCGAAGACGUUACCGGAACUAUUCUCAACCGGUGGUCAAAGCAUCACUAGAUCGGAUACGGCUUCGUUCCCGCCGCGUCUGACGAAACUGUUACUCAACGUGACGGUUCAAGGGAGUUUAGGAGCUGUUCAGAUUAUCAUCUCGCCGGAAUCCACCGUUAGCGACUUAAUCGACGCCGCGAUUCGUCAGUAUGUUAAAGAAGCUCGCCGGCCAUUCUUACCGGAAUCUGAACCGUCGCGGUUUGAUCUUCAUUACUCUCAGUUUAGUCUUGAGAGUAUCGGAAGAGACGAGAAACUGAUAUCGCUUGGUUCAAGAAACUUUUUCUUGUGUGGCCGGAUAAAUAACGCCGGCGGUGGUGGUUCGUCGUCGUCGGAAUCUUGUUCGAAGGAAGCUGAGAAAGUGGCUAAAACUAGUUUCCAUUGGCUCAAAUUUAUUGGCUUCUAGAAGUUUUAAACAUUUUGGAUCAUUAUUGCUUUUUUUUUUCCAAAUUAUUUUCAACAUUUAUUUAUUUUCUAGGAAGAAAUAUAUAUAUUUUUAUUUAGUAAUCUGUAAAUAUAUUUCUAUAUAGAAAAUGAAUGAUCAUCAUAAAUUAGUGGUACAUAAUGUCUUUUUUUAUUCAAUUAUAUGCCAAGAUGAUUCAAGAAAGGUCUAAAUACAUUUUGACAUAAUGAA
This is a messenger RNA of Camelina sativa (false flax), 973 nucleotides long. RefSeq lists its product as uncharacterized. Lineage: Eukaryota; Viridiplantae; Streptophyta; Magnoliopsida; Brassicales; Brassicaceae. The record is from RefSeq and is a predicted model, not a curated record.